AUGCGCCGUGCGUUGCUGAACUCGGCGCGCGAGAAGCGAGCGGUGCCCCACCCCCGCGACCGCUCGGUGCGGCAGCUGGAAAAGAAGGAGAAGCGCGCAAUCCGAUUAGAUGCGCAGAAGACCAGGCUCAAGACGGAGAAAAUGCUACAGUUGAUGCGGUUUUUCUGGUUCCGGGAGCAGUGCAUUACCCUCGGCUACACCACCGCUGCCGUCCCGGACGAGACGGUCGCGCAGCUCGUGCAGCUAUACGUGGGUCGCAACAAGGAGGAGAUGUCGGCGCUGCAAAUGCAGCGCAACCCACCGGUCGGCCGCAUUAAGGCUCUUGAAGCAACCCUGCAAGUCGAGGAGGAUGAGCUGCAUUCAGCGAAGGGACUCCGAGUGCCGAACAUGACAGAUGCCCAUGACGUCGAGAUAUUGACAGAGAUAUGGGACGGGACGCAGGAGACCGUGACGGUGGUGCCAGUGACCGGCUUUUCGAUGCAGCACCGCACGCCACCGACGAAAGAGGCACUCGAGGAGCUGUUGCAGCGCCUGCGGCCGGUGGCGGAGAUCCGCAAGGAGGCGCCCGUGAAGCUGCCGAAGGGAGUUAUCAAGUUUCAUGCCGUGCAGCCGUGCAACAAAGUGUCAGUCAAGAAGACGGAGGACACCGCCGUGAGUGUCAGGUUGCGCGUGAAAGCGCGCGAAGAGGCAAAGCAACAGAAGCGGCUCACGGAGCAGCGCCGCGCUGCAAUGGCGAGGCGUCGUGGUGUGCCUACGGAGGAUUACGCCAAAGUGCGCGGAGAGCCGACGUGGAAAGAGUAG
Messenger RNA from Leishmania braziliensis MHOM/BR/75/M2904, 801 nucleotides. RefSeq lists its product as hypothetical. NCBI's taxonomy places the organism in Eukaryota, Euglenozoa, Kinetoplastea, Trypanosomatida, Trypanosomatidae. The coding region runs from base 1 to 801 and encodes 266 amino acids. The record is from RefSeq and is a predicted model, not a curated record. Gene Ontology annotation, cellular component: nucleus. The transcript has a single exon.